Molecule: messenger RNA, 1967 nt
Organism: Phacochoerus africanus (Common warthog)
Lineage: Eukaryota; Metazoa; Chordata; Mammalia; Artiodactyla; Suidae
Product: transmembrane protein 198-like
Exons: 5
Coding region: 306-1355 (349 amino acids)
Cellular component (GO): vesicle membrane; plasma membrane
Source: RefSeq, a predicted model, not a curated record
CACACCCUGUCCCCUUCCUCCAACCCCCAAGCUGGCUGCAUUUAGCCCACGGGGCUUGGACUACGACUUGCAAGAGUUUAGGGGGCAACGAACAGAGUGGCCCUGGGGGUGCCCACUCCCAACAACCACCCGAAACGACGCCUAAGACUCCGGGCAGGGAUGCAGCUGGGGGUCUAGGGAAGCACAUCUACCCCCUCCUCUCCUCAGCCUUGACAGGGUGGUUUCCCAGGCCCCUCAAGACAUUCAUGGAUGGAUAAGAGGAGCUGACACUGGCCUCCCCAUCUGUGAUCACCUUCUCUUCGGCCAUGGAGGAAGCCUUGCUGCCCCUGGCCAUGACCUCUGACCCCAGGCCCUUUAAUCAACAACUUCCAGAGCCUCCAGACCCAAGAUGUGUCUUGGAACCCCAGGACAAUCCUGAAUUGGCACCCGCCCUGGUGUGUGCUCUUUGCUGCUGCUUUGGAAUCAUCUACUGCUGCUUCGGCUACCGCUGCUUCAAGGCAGUGAUGUUUCUCUCCGGCCUGCUGUCAGGAGCUCUGGUGAUCUUCCUGCUGUGCCGCAAGGAACGAGUGCUAGAGACACAGCUGAGCCUGGAGGUGAGCGCUGGCAUUGCGCUAGGCAUCGGACUCCUCUGCGGCCUGGUCACCAUGCUGGUUCGCAGUGUUGGGCUCUUCCUGACUGGCCUCCUGCUAGGCCUAACCCUGGGUUCCGGGGUUCUGCUGGGCACUGAGCCCAUCUACCAGCCACCUUCAGCCUGGGUGCCGGCCGGGGGGCUGGUGGGGCUGGCACUGCUGGGAGCCCUGUUCACGCUUCGGUGGCCGCGUCCAUUCACAGUUCUGGGCACGGCCCUGCUGGGUGCUGCGGUGCUGGUGGCCUGUGCUGACUACUUCCUGGAGGGGCUGGCACUGGGCAGUCGGCUGGGCCAACGCUUGCAGGCACUUCCAGCCUUGCCUCCUCUCUGCUGGUAUAGCUGGGUCUUGCUGGGGACCUGGCCAGCACUGGGGGCCCUUGGUGCCCUGGCCCAGUGGAAGCUCAUGAAUGAGGAACAUGGAGGUCACGCCAACGUGGUCUUGAGCCAACAGCGAAGGCAUCUCCAACUUCUUCGGAUCCGUCAGCAAGAAGCCAAGUGGCAUCGGACCUCCCCUGGUGUGGGGCUCUGCGAGGGCAGCUACCGGCGCCAGCUCCCCGCCAGCGCCCGGAGCCCUGCUGACAGUCUGGCUCCAAGUUAUCUCCAGAGCCUUCGAGAGCGCCAACUGGGACCAGGCACCCAGGCCACAGCCCCCCACACUGUCCUGGACCUGGAUUCUGACUGUGGUUCCACUGUACCCCUCACCAUACCUGGUUCCACCCGGACCUGAGCCUAAACCUCCACCAAUGGCCUUUACCCCACCAAGGACCUGGGAACACUAGGUGGGCAGGGCCUGAGGGCAUAAGACCCCCACACAAAUUUCCCCACCUCUUGGACUUGGGGAUGGAAUCUGUGCUCCAACCCAGACCAGCUCUCUAGGGAUAUGUUUCAGGGACAGAUAGAGAGGAAUCUGUGGGAAGGGAGAGGAAUGGAAGUAUGAGUACCUACCUCUGUCCAGUAAUAGAGGUGCCCGGGUCCCUAAGGUACUGACUCCCUAAUUCCCUCCAAAGCAAACCAAGGAGGGCUGUUACCCAAAUAGCCUUCUGUACACCCACAUCAGUGUGCCUCGCAACAGUAAAAUAAGGUGUUUGUUUUUGUAGGACCUAUAGAAAAUCAAGAAGCCUCCUAAGCUUUUUGCUGGGGAGAAGGGCAGCAGAGGAGUUCCAGGAUCCCUUAAUCCCCAGGCGGUUGGCUUCCUGGUUAGCCUUUCCCUCUGGACCUCAUAGGCUCAAGCCCCCUUCUCCUACCUCAGUUGGUGGUACUGACUGUCCUCCAUGGUGCUUCCCUUUUUUUGGGGGGGCCACACCUGCAGCAUAUUGAAGUUUCCAGGCUAGGGGUCUAA